This is a messenger RNA of Trichoderma citrinoviride, 1506 nucleotides long. RefSeq names its product cytochrome P450. The transcript has 5 exons. Lineage: Eukaryota; Fungi; Ascomycota; Sordariomycetes; Hypocreales; Hypocreaceae. Gene Ontology annotation, molecular function: iron ion binding; heme binding; monooxygenase activity. Bases 1 to 1506 code for a protein of 501 amino acids. The record is from RefSeq and is a predicted model, not a curated record.
AUGACGCUCUCAGGGCUGCUGGAAGAUGUGCAGUCGCUUCCCGUGCUGGCAUGGAUGUCGCCAGCUCUGACAGCCGUAGCUGUCGUACUUGUCGCUUUCUUGUCAGGGUACAAAAACUCACCCAAAGGGUUCAACGUCCCCACGCUUGGCGAAGACUCUACGGACCCCAACGCACUCAAGAUGCGAUAUGUCCACGAGGCCGACUUCAAAAACACCAUUUUCCAAGUCCUCACGCCAGAUGGUCCAAGGCUCUUUCUCCCCAGGAAAUUUGCCAAUGAGUUAAAACCAUUCAAGCGGCACGAAGCAAGCGGGAUGAAAGCUCUAGCCGAUCGCCACCUUGGCCACUAUACGACAAUCGACCAUGAAAGCGAUGUGAUGCUUGGUGCUAUCAAGAUUGAUUUGAACAGGAAUCUAGGGCUCUUCGUUGGAGAUGUUGACCGUGAAGUGAAGGUCUGCUUCGAGCAACAUUUUCCUCCCUGUGAAGAUUGGACUCCAGUUGACCUUCACGAAACGCUGCUUCGCAUUGUUGCUCAAGCUUCCGCGCGGAUAUUUGUUGGUUAUCCCAUGUGUCGUAAUGAAGAGUGGCUUGAAUGUAGCACCAAAUUUGCACUCGAUGUCAUGACUGGCGGCGAAAAACUGAAGUUGUGGCAUCCGUGGCUCCGUCCAUUUGCACAAUAUUGGAUACCCGAGAUGAGGCAGAUACGGGGCGAUCACCAGCGUGCGCUUGAUCUGCUGAUGCCGGAGCUCAAGAAAAGAGCUGCAGAAGCUACGGCAAUAGACGCCGUACCACGACAGGACAUGAUUGAAUGGAUGCAGCAACGGGCUCGAAAAAUUGGCGACAAGUCCUUCAAUUACAAGGAGCUGGCCAAUCUCCAGAUGCUGACAGCAACUGCGGCCAUUCAUACCACGAGGCUGGCCAUUAUACAUGCUCUUUACGACAUUGCAGCUCACCCAGAGUAUAUCGAGCCGCUGAGACAAGAAAUUCAAGAAGUAACCAACAACGGUUCUCUCCAAAAGCAGCAUUUGACCCAGAUGAAGAAGCUCGACAGCUUCAUGAAGGAAUCGCAAAGACACAGCCCACCGUCAGUCGCUACUUACCAACGAAAAGUCAUGAUCCCCGUCAAGCUCUCUAACGGGUUCCAAAUCCCCGCUGGUACUGUGGUACAGUGCAACACGAACAUCCUGGACGAGACACCGUCAGCGUGGGGCGACGCGCAUGCGUUCGACGGCUUCAGAUUCUAUCGGCUACGGGAGAAUCCCGAAGAUGCCAACAAGUUCCAAUUUGCGAGUCCGUCCUAUGACAGCAUGCAAUUUGGUUUUGGUAAUGACGCGUGUCCUGGCCGAUUCUUUGCCAGCAAUCAGAUCAAGAUCGUCCUGUCACAUAUCCUGUCGAGCUAUGACAUCAAAUUUGAUGACUCGGUCAAAGGACGGCCCAAGAACUUUAUGUUUGAAGUCAACGUCUUGGCUGACCCUACGGUUAAGGUGCUUUUUAAGAAGCUAAGAUGA